Molecule: messenger RNA, 831 nt
Organism: Fraxinus pennsylvanica
Lineage: Eukaryota; Viridiplantae; Streptophyta; Magnoliopsida; Lamiales; Oleaceae
Source: the annotation of a GenBank genome assembly
AUGGAAGGAAAAUACAAAUCCCUCGAAAUCAAGCAAAAAUCCCCAAACUCACGAAUUUUCUACGUCUAUUUCAAUCGCCCCUCGCGUGGCAACGCCCUCUCACUUGACUUCUUCCUCGAGUUCCCGAAAGCUCUGUCCUCUCUCGACCAAAAUCCUAACGUCGCCGUCAUCAUUCUCGCUGGCGCAGGUCCCCACUUUUGCUCCGGCAUCGACCUCCAAACUGUUAACUCCAUGUCCAAUGAUACCGUCUCCAACGACGCCGGACGCACUGGAGAGAAGCUCCGGCGGGAGAUAAAGGUCAUGCAACGCUCAAUUACGGCGAUUGAGGACUGCAGAAAGCCGGUUAUCGCUAUUGUUCAUGGGGGGUGCAUUGGAGGAGGGGUUGAUAUAGUUACGGCGUGUGAUAUAAGGUAUUGCACCGAGAAUUCCUUUUUUUCUGUUAAAGAAGUGGACUUGGCGAUCACGGCUGAUCUCGGGUCGCUCCAGAGGCUUCCGUCUAUUGUUGGGUUCGGGAACGCAAUGGAGUUGUCUUUGACGGCUCGGAGGUUUUCGGGUUUAGAGGCCAAGCAGUUGGGUUUGGUAACUCAGGUUUUCGAUUCCAAGGAAGCUAUGGAGGAUGGAGUUUCGGCAAUUGCUGAGGGAAUUGCUGCGAAGUCUCCCCUUGCUGUCAUUGGUACAAAGAGGGUGUUGAUACAUAGUAGGGAUUUGACAGUGGAUCAAGGUCUGGAUUAUGUCGCCACAUGGAACUCGGGUGUCCUUCUAUCUGAUGAUCUAAACGAAGCAAUAUCAGCUCAGGGCCAGAAGAAAAAACCUGUAUUUGCCAAGCUAUAG